Molecule: messenger RNA, 1093 nt
Organism: Elephantulus edwardii (Cape elephant shrew)
Lineage: Eukaryota; Metazoa; Chordata; Mammalia; Macroscelidea; Macroscelididae
Gene: ABHD4
Product: abhydrolase domain containing 4
Exons: 7
Coding region: 26-1093 (355 amino acids)
Cellular component (GO): lipid droplet
Molecular function (GO): phosphatidylcholine lysophospholipase A1 activity
Source: RefSeq, a predicted model, not a curated record
GCUGGUGCUGGCGUCAGACGGGGGGAUGGCCUGGCUCCGCGCCACCCGGCUGGGCUUGUUUACUAUGGCUGAUGAGCUGGAGCAGCAGCCUCAAGGCUGGCUGAGCAGCUGGCUGCCCGCUUGGCGCCCCACAUCUAUGUCACAGCUGAAGAAUGUGGAAGCCAGGAUCCUCCGGUGUCUCCAGAACAAGUAUGUGGGCCGCUAUGUGUCCCUCCCAAACCAGAACAAGAUCUGGACAGUGACAGUGAGCCCCGAGCUAAAGGACCGCACCCCCCUGGUGAUGGUGCAUGGAUUUGGGGGUGGUGUGGGCCUCUGGAUCCUCAACAUGGAUUCCCUGAGCACCCGUCGCACACUGCACACCUUUGAUCUGCUUGGCUUCGGGCGAAGCUCAAGGCCAUCCUUCCCGAGGGACCCAGAAGGGGCUGAGGAUGAGUUUGUGACCUCAAUAGAGACAUGGCGAGAGACCAUGGGGAUCCCCAACAUGAUCCUCCUGGGACAUAGUCUAGGUGGAUUCCUGGCCACUUCUUACUCUAUCAAGUUCCCUGAAAGAGUUAAACACCUCAUCCUGGUGGACCCGUGGGGCUUUCCCCUCCGAUCGACUGACCCCAGUGAGAUCCGGGCACCCCCAACCUGGGUCAAAGCCGUGGCCUCUGUCCUAGGACGGUCCAGUCCAUUGGCUGUUCUUCGAGUAGCUGGACCUUGGGGACCUGGCCUGGUCCAGAGAUUCCGGCCGGACUUUAAGCAGAAGUUUGCAGAUGUUUUUGAGGAUGACACCAUAUCAGAAUAUAUCUACCACUGCAAUGCACAGAAUCCCAGUGGUGAGACAGCCUUCACAUCAAUGAUGGAAUCCUUUGGCUGGGCCCGGCGCCCCAUGCUGGAGCGAAUUCACUUGAUCCGAAAAGAUGUGCCCAUCACCAUGAUCUAUGGGGCUAACACCUGGAUAGAUACAAGCACAGGCCAAAAAGUGAAGAUGCGGCGGCCGGAUUCCUAUGUCCGAAACAUGGAGAUUGAAGAUGCCUCACACCACGUCUAUGCUGACCAGCCGCACAUCUUCAAUGCUGUGGUCGAAGAGAUCUGUGACUCAGUUGAUUGA